Molecule: messenger RNA, 1428 nt
Organism: Acanthosepion pharaonis
Lineage: Eukaryota; Metazoa; Mollusca; Cephalopoda; Sepiida; Sepiidae
Source: the annotation of a GenBank genome assembly
AUGGAUCUCCAGGAAUUGUUUACCAGCUGUAAAAUUGGAGACUUGGAGAAAAUAAAGAUGUUAGUGGAGCUGAAAGAUGUGGACAUCAAUGCACGUGAUAACUGGGAUAGUACACCUCUUUACUAUGCUUGUCUGUGUGGCCACAAAGAAAUUGUGAAAUUUCUUUUGGAAAGAGGUGCACGAUGUGAGGCCAAUACCUUUGAUGGUGAAAGAUGUCUGUAUGGUGCUCUGAACAAUGACAUCAGAAAUAUGCUGAAGUCUUUCCAUGUCAUUUCAUCAAAGAUCUUAAGAAGGGACAUUUAUGAAGAAUUCUUGAGAAGAUUAUUAGAGGAUGUGACAUUCUCAGAUGUUGUGUUUAUUGUCCAUGGGGAAUGUUUUCAUGCACAUCGGGCAGUUUUGUCUACACGCUCUUCAUACUUUGCUGAACUGCUUAAUAGCAAAUGGAAGAAUCGCAGAGAAAUUAAUCUCAACCACAAAUUAAUAUCACCCUGGGCUUUUAAAGCACUUUUGCAGCAUCUUUACACAGCCCAUUCUGAGAUCAAUAUAGAGCACAUAGAGGACUAUAUGCGACUUGCCCGUCAGUGUAAAUUACAUAACCUGAUGCAGACAAUUGAAAAGAGUUUGGAAAAGCUUUAUAAUUAUGCACGUACAAAACCAGGCAUCAUGAUUACAACCGUCAACGUGGAAUCAGAAUUUGAAUCAGAAAUUCUUCAAACUGAAUUGUUACAGCUAGCCAAUAUGGCACAACCUCCAGAGUUAAGUUCUUGGCCAAUUGGUGAGUUGCCAUUUGAGCCAGAAUAUGGGACACUCUUUGCUGAUGUUGGCUUCAUUGUUGAUGGUCAUCGAUUUCUUUGUCACAAAUGCUUUUUCUAUGCCAGAACCGACUAUUUCCGAGCGCUUUUAUCCGAUCACUUUGAUGAAAGUGAUAAAACCGAGGAAAUUCCUUUGAUAACACUACACGGAUUGUCUGCAGUCGUUUUCCAACAGAUCGUGUAUUACAUCUAUACAGAUAGUUGUGAGCUCACUUGUAUGAACGUGUAUGAGGUUCUUUGUUCUGCUGACCUUUAUUUACUUCCUGGCUUGAAGAGACAAUGUGCCGCUUUUGUUGCCAAAAACCUGGAAGUCAACCAAGUUAUCAAUGUUCUGAGGACCGCUCGUCUCUUCAAUUUGUACCGGUUACAGGACCAAUGUGCUGAAUUCAUUGCUGCUAAUCUAUACAAAGUGAUUCAACUUGAAGAAUUUACUGAAUUAGUCAUGGAAGAUGCAACCAAUGUGAAGGAACGUCAGGAUACAGACAGCAUUGAAAUUAUUGACAAUGUGCGAUAUUACCUGACCAACUUUAUGCAGACAUUCAGUGAAAUGCAAGAAGUCAGUGAAAAACUACAACUAAUUGAUAAUCUUUUAGAAGAGUUGAAUCUAGAGGGUUGA